UCUUCAAUCCACUUGUUCAUUCUUUUUCUUUGUUUUUUUUUUGUUUUCUUCAAUUCCAAUGAUCUAUAACGUUUUCUUACUCUUAUCUGUCCUCGUUUCCGUCGCCGUCGUAGGAGAAGGAGCAACGGUGUUCGAGCCCACCGAUGUGUUUUUCAUCAACUGCGGCGCUACCUCCAACGACGAAAACGGUGGCCGAACAUGGACGCCGGAGAGAAAUAUUCUUCCCUCGAAUUCAGAGUCUGCGUCCUUCACUUCAGAUGCGUUAUACCAAGAAUCAGGUGUUUCUCAGGUGCCGUACAUGGUAGCUCGUCUUUUCCGAUCUGAGUUCACUUACAGUUUCCCACUCUCUCCCGGUUGGAAAUACCUCCGGUUAUACUUUUACCCGACCCGGUACGGAUCCGGUUUCGAUGCCGCUCAUUCCCUCUUCGACGUCAACGUCAACGGUUUCACUCUCUUGCGAAACUUCAGCGCAGAUUUAACGGUAAAAGCUUCCAAACCGGAGUCAAAGUCUGUUAUCAAAGAGUUCAUUGUUCCGGUCUACCAGACUCUGAAUAUCACGUUCACGCCGUCUCCGGAUUCGUUAGCAUUCGUUAACGGAAUCGAGAUUGUGUCCAUGCCUGACUUGUUUUACUCAAAGGGAGGAUUUGACGACAAGAUAAUAUACGUCGGUAGAGAAUUUGACUUGGACAUAAACAACUCGACGGCUUUCGAGACGGUUCACCGGUUAAACGUAGGCGGACAAACAAUCAGUGACGUCGGCCAUUCGGGAAUGUUCCGGCAGUGGCUUUCCGAUGAUGGUUAUUUCUAUUAUUCGGCCGGAAUGGUUGUGAGCAUCCCAGGUGUUAAGAUCAACUACACCGAGAAAACCCCAGCUUAUGUUGCGCCGGAUGACGUGUACACCACGUCUCGCCAAAUGGGGACUGUAAAGGACCCUACGCUCAACCUACAAUACAACCUGACGUGGUACCUUACAGUCGACGCCGGGUUUACAUACCUCGUGAGGCUACAUUUCUGUGAAACUAUUCCGCAAGUGAACUCAACGAACCAACGUGUCUUCAGCAUCUUCGUCCAACAUGAGAUGGCUAAGAAAGAGGUGGAUGUGAUUUAUCUCAGCGGUGGUUUUAGUAACCCAAUGUAUCUAGAUUUCGGUGUGGAUGUUGGUUUCGAAAAUGGGUUAAGACCUGAUCUACAACUUGACUUGCAUCCUUUGAUAGAUACUGACCCUUUGCAUUAUGACGCUAUUCUGAAUGGUGUGGAGAUUCUCAAGCUGAAUAAGUCCGACGGUAAUAUCGCUGGACCUAAUCCAGAUCCUCCAGAAUCACCAGGCUUAACACCAAACCGUGUAACGACGCAGAAGAGAGGUAAUAACAAGUCACAUGUUUUGGCGAUCACACUUGCAGUGGUUGGUUCUUUAGUUGUGCUUGCAAUGUUUGUUGUUGGUGUUGUUGUUUUCAUGAUGAAGAAGAAGAGGAAGGGGAGCAACGAGUUUAGUGUACAUACCACUAGCAAGCCGUCUACGAACACUUCAUGGGGUCCUCUUCUGCACGGGACAGGUUCCACGAAUACAAAAUCCGCCUCAUCUCUCCCAUCUGAUCUUUGCCGUCGAUUCUCCCUCUUCGAAAUCAAAUCCGCUACAGACAAUUUCGAGGAAAAACUAAUCGUUGGACUAGGCGGGUUUGGCUCUGUCUACAAAGGACGAAUAGACAGUGGAGCCACACUUGUCGCGGUUAAACGGCUGGACAUUACAUCAAACCAAGGUGCCAAAGAGUUCGAAACAGAGCUUGAAAUGCUCUCAAAGCUCAGACAUGUACAUCUAGUCUCUCUAAUCGGAUACUGCGAUGACGACAACGAAAUGGUGCUUGUCUACGAGUAUAUGCCACAUGGUACACUUAAAGAUCAUCUUUACAAGAGGGACAAGGCCUCUGAUCCUCCAUUGUCUUGGAAACGAAGGCUAGAGAUUUGCAUUGGAGCAGCUCGUGGACUACAAUAUCUCCAUACUGGCGCGAAGCACACGAUCAUACAUCGUGACAUCAAAACCACAAACAUACUUCUUGAUGAGAACUUCGUUGCUAAAGUAUCUGACUUUGGUUUAUCAAGACUCGGUCCAACAAGUGCUUCUCAAACUCACGUCUCCACUGUCGUCAAAGGAACGUUUGGGUACUUAGACCCUGAGUACUAUCGCCGUCAAAUCUUGACGGACAAAUCUGACGUAUACUCCUUUGGUGUUGUUCUGUUCGAGGUUUUGUGCUGUAGACCGAUCCAAAUGCAAACUCUUCCACAGGAACAAAGAGAUUUGAUACGAUGGGUGAAGUCAAAUUACAAAAGAGGAACCGUUGAUCAGAUCAUUGACAAAGAUCUAACUGAUGAUAUCACUUUAGUAUCAUUGGAGAAGUUCUGUGAGAUAGCCAUCAGAUGUGUUCAGGACCGCGGAACAGAAAGGCCAACGAUGAACGACGUUGUUUGGGCGCUUGAGUUUGCUCUUCAGCUUCAUGAGACUGAUAAGAAGAAGAGUGACAAUGUGGAGUCUGUGGAUGUAGUGGCGCAUGGUGAGCUAGGUAUGACGACAGAGGGAGAAGAUGACAUGUUUAGUAGGACUACAGGACACGUGGCGAACUCGACCACGACUGAUGACUCUCUUCCUUUGGUUGGUGGUGAGGGGAGUGGUGAGAGGAGUGGUUCGAGUUGGGGAGUGUUUUCGGAGAUCAAAGAACCUAAAGCACGGUAGACUUUGAUGGCUUGAUAAACAAGUAUUACAUUCUUGUUAGGGUUUUUAUAUACUUCAUACAAUAUUUGUCUGUAUAAUUGUUGAAUAAUUACAUUCUUGUUUGGGUUUAUAUACUUAAUACAAUAUUUGUCUAUGUAUAAUUGUUGAAUAAAAACAUAAAGUAUUCUAUUA
Molecule: messenger RNA, 2896 nt
Organism: Capsella rubella
Lineage: Eukaryota; Viridiplantae; Streptophyta; Magnoliopsida; Brassicales; Brassicaceae
Product: putative receptor-like protein kinase At5g39000
Exons: 1
Coding region: 59-2725 (888 amino acids)
Biological process (GO): protein phosphorylation
Molecular function (GO): protein kinase activity; ATP binding
Source: RefSeq, a predicted model, not a curated record